Molecule: messenger RNA, 3140 nt
Organism: Lytechinus pictus (painted urchin)
Lineage: Eukaryota; Metazoa; Echinodermata; Echinoidea; Temnopleuroida; Toxopneustidae
Product: putative nuclease HARBI1
Exons: 3
Coding region: 37-678 (213 amino acids)
Source: RefSeq, a predicted model, not a curated record
AAGUUCCCACAGGCUCCUGACGAAGUUCGGGCAACAAUGACAUCCUUUCAUGAGAUUGCAGGAAUGCCUAGUAUUGUGGGUGCCAUCGACUGCACCCAUGUCAACCUGUAUGGGGCAACCCUUGGGGAUGAAGAAUAUAUAUAUGUCAACCGCAAAGGUCAACACUCUAUAAACGUGCAGCUCAUCUGCAAUGCUAAGUUCUUGAUUACCAAUGUGGUCUCGAGGUGGCCGGGCAGUACGCACGAUAGCCGGAUAUUAAGGAGAAGUGCCAUCAGCCAAAGAUUCGAGAGAAGAGAACUGAGGGGUAUCUUGCUCGGCGAUUCAGGAUACAAACUAGAACCAUGGCUCCUUACCCCAGUUAGAGUGCCACAGAAUGAAGCAGAUCAAGCAUACAACAGAGCACACUGCAAAACCAGAGUUCUAAUAGAACAACUCAAUGGACAGAUUAAAAGCAAAUUCAGGUGCCUGAAUGGACAGGGGAUAUCAAUGGUCCCAGAGAGAGCAGGCAGGAUCAUAAUUGCAUGUUGUAUUCUACACAACCUUUCAAAACAGAUGAACGAGCCAGAAGAUAACCAUGAUAUUGACAUAGAGGAGGUCGACCAGCCAGCCGUUCAAGAGGCAAACAAUCCAGCUGGACUCGCUAUGAGGCAAAAUAUUAUCCAAACUUAUUUCACAUAAUUUUAUGUUAAUUAGAAAGUAUACUAUUAAUAAAGUUUACUCUCUCGGAUAGCUUGAAUUACAAAAUGUUAAAGAAAAUCAAACAUUACUAAAAAGUAUUAAUUUGACAGUACCCCUAGCACAGAAAAAAGGAAGAGGAGGUCCUUGUUUAUGAAGUGGAUCAGCUGACAAAACACCAAAAGAGGCUGGUUUUGAAAUAAAUGUGAUUUUUUAGUCUACACUGACUUAAUUCAUAGGUAUUUAUUGAAUUCCAAAAGAAUAUAAAGUAUAUUGCAGUCUGGUACAUUCAUUAAUGAAAGGAUCUUUCAAAAGUAUUUGCUAUUCGAAUUGGCUACUCAAGCACGGCUUGAUUAAUUUGUGACUUUUGAGUCUACAGUGACUUAACUCACAAGUUUUCGAAAAGAAUAUAAAGUCUAUUGCAGUUUGUCUGUAACUACAUUUAUUACUGAAAGGAUUUCUUUUAAAAGUAUUUGCUAUUCGAAUUUGCUACUCAAGCAUGGCUUGAUUAAUUUGUGAUUUUGAGUCUACAGUGAAUUUAAUACAGGUAUUUUUAAAUUUCCAAAACAAUCUAUAAAUUCUAUUGCAGUUUGUCUGCAAUAACAUUCAUUACUGUCAGCAUUUGUUCAAAAUAGUUAGCUAUACGUAUUUGCUGUUCAAGCAUGGCUUGGUUAAUUUGGAAAAGCCUCUCUUGGUAUUCUGUGUGCUGAUCCACAACAGAACACGGCAGCUUCCUCUUUUUACUUUUCUUAGGAACAAUAGUGCAACUCGUUUUACUCGAUCCCUCAUUUUCCUCUGCCACCUCUCCAACCUCCUCAACUUCAUAUUCAGCACUCAUGGUACUCAACAACUCCGUGUCUCUUGUAUUCUAAGCAGAAAGAAUGAUAAAAAUCAAACAUUACUAAAAAGUAUUAAUUUGACAGUACCCCUAGCACAGAAAAAAGGAAGAGGAGGUCCUUGUUUAUGAAGUGGAUCAGCUGACAAAAUACCAAAAGAGGCUGGUUUUGAAAUAAAUGUGAUUUUUUAGUCUACAGUGACUUAAUUCAUAGGUAUUUAUUGAAUUCCAAAAGAAUAUAAAGUAUAUUGCAGUCUGGUACAUUCAUUAAUGAAAGGAUCUUUCAAAAGUAUUUGCUAUUCGAAUUGGCUACUCAAGCACGGCUUGAUUAAUUUGUGACUUUUGAGUCUACAGUGACUUAACUCACAAGUUUUCGAAAAGAAUAUAAAGUCUAUUGCAGUUUGUCUGUAACUACAUUUAUUACUGAAAGGAUUUCUUUUAAAAGUAUUUGCUAUUCGAAUUUGCUACUCAAGCAUGGCUUGAUUAAUUUGUGAUUUUGAGUCUACAGUGAAUUUAAUACAGGUAUUUUUAAAUUUCCAAAACAAUCUAUGAAUUCUAUUGCAGUUUGUCUGCAAUAUUAUUCAUUACUGUCAGCAUUUGUUCAAAAUAGUUAGCUAUACGUAUUUGCUGUUCAAGCAUGGCUUGGUUAAUUUGUGAUUUUAAGUCUACAGUGAAUUUAAUACAGGUAUUUUUAAAUUUCCAAAACAAUCUAUGAAUUCUAUUGCAGUUUGUCUGCAAUAUUAUUCAUUACUGUCAGCAUUUGUUCAAAAUAGUUAGCUAUACGUAUUUGCUGUUCAAGCAUGGCUUGGUUAAUUUGAAGAAGCCUCUCUUGGUAUUCUGUGUGCUGAUCCACAACAGAACACGGCAGCUUCCUCUUUUUACUUUUCUUAGGAACAAUGGUGCAAUUCGUUUUACUCGAUCCCUCAUUUUCCUCUGCCACCUCUCCAACCUCCUCAACUUCAUAUUCGGCACUCAUGGUACUCAACAACUCCGUGGCUCUUGUAUUCUAUGCAGAAAGAACGAUAAAGGGAAACAAAACAAAACAUUAAUAAUCCUUAGUGCAAUAGUAUAGCAUAUGGGAAUGUUUGAGAGCACAUCUUUUAAUUUUGCUCCAUCAAGUCUAUUUUUCAUUGAUCUUGUGACUCCAAAUGUAGUCUAGUCAGAAAAAUGAGGCAAGUCUUAAGUUUAUCUAACAAACUGUUCUCAAGAUAUUUAAAGAAAAGACCUUUUCAAAUAUUGUAUUGAACUGUGACCUUGAUCUAUGAACUUGAGACCCAAAUGCUUAGUAAGCUCACUGUCAAUCAUAUAUGCAUACAUGAGUCAUGUUUAAAGUUGAUCUGUUCAUUGGAUCAAGUCAUUCUUAUGUAUUUUAUCAAGUUAUGUGACCUUGAUGUUUGACCUUGAGACCCUAAUAUCUAGUCAGCUCUUUGUCACUCCUAUGCAUGUACAAGAGCAUAUAGAUUGAAUUUGAUCUAUUUAACGGUUUUUCACUUAUUGUGAGAGCAAAAACGGAUGGAAAACCCUAAAAAUAAUGCCCUCGGCGAACACAUUCAGUGCACAGGGUCAUGAAAAUGCAUAUAUGAUUAGCAGGUUAACAGAAUUAUUGGUUCCUGUUACUGAUAUAUUUGAG